CUGGGCUGCCACAUGACGAGAGAUAAGCACUAGUUGUCUUGAACGCCACUCGGUGUGUGUUUAUGGAACGUUGCAGAGCUGCGCAACGUUGAUGGUUCGGCUGUAACUACGUGGAGAGCAUCUGGUACAAUAAGGCGACUGACACAACAGAAAACAUCAGUGCAAUGCUGCUUCUCAGGCGCUGCCACAACCUGACUCGAAUUGCUCCUUUCAACACUCAAAGGCAUCAGGUGGCUCCUGCCGUGACAUCGUGUGCAGUUCGUCUCUGGAGUAGCGGCAGCAGUGAGGACCACAGAUCGUACCAGCGUGCACAUGGUCCCAGAUGGAGACAUGCCCUAGCAGGACUGCUGGCUGGUACUGGGGCAGUACUGGCUUAUGGCCUCCACCACCACAAGGCUGAGCAGGCAGACACAGUCAGAGUGCAGCCCAUAGUGAAGACCUCAGCUCUUCCCAUUUUCACCCAGGAAGAGGUCACCAGUCAUCGGUCUCUGGAAGAUGGCGUGUGGGUCACUUACAAAGGUGGUGUCUAUGACAUCACAGACUUUGUGGCCAUGCACCCUGGUGGGGAUAAAAUCCUGUUGGCAGCAGGUGGAGACCUUGAACCCUUUUGGGCGCUGUAUGCUGUGCACAGCCAGGAACACGUGCUGGAAAUCCUCUCAGAAUACAAGGUUGGCGAACUGAGUGCAGAAGACCUGAAGAAGCAGCAGAAGGUUGAAUCAUCUGACCCCUACUCCUCUGACCCAAAGCGUCACCCCGUUCUGCACGUCAACAGCCUCAAGCCUUUCAACGCCGAGCCGCCUCCUGAAAUCCUCACCGACAGCUACAUCACUCCAUCUGCUAUCUUCUUCAAGAGAAACCACUUGCCGGUUCCUCAGGUUGACCCAGCGUCUUACAAGCUGCAUGUGGAUGGACUACCUGGAGGAUCGCUGACACUGUCUCUGGAAGAGCUGAAAACUCGAUUCCCCAAACACACCAUCACCGCCACGCUGCAGUGUGCCGGGAACCGCCGCUCUGAGAUGAAUAAAGUAAAACAGGUGAAAGGACUGAACUGGGGCAUUGCUGCCAUCAGUAAUGCUACAUGGAGCGGUGCAAAGCUCAGGGAUGUGCUGCUGGCUGCUGGUUACAGGCCUGAUGAUGCCCAGUGGGCUCGUCAUGUUCAGUUUGAAGGACUCGACAAAGACGUGACCGGGACUACCUACGGCGCCUCAAUCCCUCUUAACAAGGCGAUUAGUGAGGAAGGUGAUGUGCUGCUGGCUUAUGAAAUGAACGGCGAGGAUAUCCCUGCCGACCACGGCUACCCGGUCCGGGUUGUGGUUCCAGGGACGGUUGGCGCGCGCAAUGUCAAAUGGUUGGGGAAGAUUAUAGUGAGUGCAGAUGAGAGCAGCAGCCAUUGGCAACAGAAUGAUUACAAGGGCUUCUCCCCCGGGACGGACUGGGACACGGUGGACUUCAAGUCGGCUCCGGCCAUCCAGGAGCUCCCCAUUCAGUCAGCGAUCACCACGCCGUCAGACGGCGCUUUGGUCAACCGCAGCAGUGAAGAAGUGACGGUGAAGGGUUACGCCUGGAGUGGUGGGGGCAGAGAGGUGGUACGUGUAGACGUCUCUGUGGAUGGAGGGAAGACAUGGCAGGUGGCUCAGCUGAAGAGCAGCGAGAAGGGACAAGAACCAGGACCCUCGCCGCCACCGGGACGGGCCUGGGCGUGGAAGCUGUGGGAGUUAACAGCUCCUCUUCCUGCCGAGGCUCAGGAGCUGGAGAUAGUCUGCAAGGCGGUUGACAACAGCUAUAACAUGCAGCCGGACACAGUUCCUCCCAUCUGGAACCUGAGGGGCGUCCUGAGUAAUGCCUGGCACAGAGUGAAGGUGAAGAUCAGAGAGGACGAGAGCGAAGAAUAGACUCAGUGUUUUGAUCCGCGUUAAUAUGCCAAAAGUUUUCACAGCUGAAUCAGAGUGAUCAGAGUGGACUUUGUGUUUUAAGUCUGUCACUCAGCUGGAAAAGGGAAGUUUCACAGAGUUAAUGCACAGUUUUAUGUAACAACAAAUACAGCCACUUUUGAGGUAUUUAUGCAAUCAUGUUGCCUAUGAGAUUUGAAGGAUUUUCAGAGCUACAUAGCUAGAACAAGGCUAAAGGCUGUGAAUGACCAAAUCAAAACAUGUCUGUUUUUAUUGAGUGAUGAUUCACUGACACUUGAAUCUUAAGUGAGCAUGUGAUUCAGUUUGUCUGAAAGAAAGAAAAAUAUAUAUUUUUGUAAUCAGUGUUGACUUUGUCAAUGGUGACUUGUACACACAGAAUUUAAGAAUUUAAGUGUUGAAUUACCAAUCAUGCCUCAUAAUUUAAAAAACUAAUUUUAAGUAUUAAGUCUGUUAUAUCAAUAAUUUAACGGAAGGCUACUAGAGAUGCAUGGAUUGUUUGCUUAACUUUAGAGAGAACAACUGCAGUAGGGCUGCAACUAAUGAUAGAUAGAUUGACUGAUUGAUUGAUCUGCCAAUUUUUUUCAUGAUCAGUCGUUUAGUCUUUAAAAUGUCAGAAGAUUCUUUUUAAAUAAAACUCAUCAAAACUUCCCAGAGAAUAAAGACAGAUCUUCAAAUUGCUUCUUUUGUUCAGCCACCAGUCUGAAUCCCAAACACAUCAUUUACUUGCAUAUGAUAAAAGAAAACAGCAAAUAUUCACAUUUAAGAAGCUGGAACCAGCGAAUGCUUGACACCUGUGGUUGAAAAAAUGACCAAAACAAUUCCAUGAUUAUCAAAAUGAUUGGUGAGUAAUAUUCUUUCAGUCAGUUAAUCAGCGAACUGUUGCAGCUCUAAACUGGAGUUUUCCAAGACUGGAAUGAACUUGAAAAUUGGAAACAUCAUUUGUUUAUCUGCAGUUGUGACUUUGCUGUUUAAUAACCAUCAUUAAAUGAGAAGAUUAGAAAACUUUAGAGCAGCUAAGAAUAAAACGACCAGGAGCAGCUGUCAGCAGUGCACAUCAUACACGCUUGUUUUUAGUCUGCAAAUCAGAGGUGAGCUGUGACCCUCUGUCUGCCGUUCAGUUUCUAUCCCGCAUCUGUAGGACUGACCACACCUCACUGUGGAGAUUCAGCUAAAGUUAGCUGUGUUUAUGCCGCAACACUACAGCACAUUACAGAGGUCUGGGUGCUUCUUGACCACAGUUGUGACCCUCUGCGCUCUGACAUACAGGUUAGGUGAAGGAGGAUUUAGGAUUUAGAGAAAGAUGGUUGAAUGGUGACUCCAUACGAGGAGCGAGAGAAUAAAUAAUGUGUGUUAACCUAAACAUCCUCCAUCUUAAGGACUUGUUUGGACUGAAAUGACUGCAUUGCCUCUCCGAAUGAAGCCUUGCUCUUCAGGGUCAUGGAAAUGUUCAGUAAUGUUCAUUUGAAUUCACUAAAGUUCAUAUUAACAGUUGAAUCUAUUAAAACAGCUGAGUGCAUGUGACGCAGCUCAGUGAUCAACAUUUGUAUACGCUAUGCUUUGUGUAAAAUGCACAUUAUCGUUGAAGAUGAUGAAUAAAGAGCUCUAAUUUUA
Messenger RNA from Acanthopagrus latus (yellowfin seabream), 3521 nucleotides. It is a transcript of the gene suox, whose product is annotated as sulfite oxidase. NCBI's taxonomy places the organism in Eukaryota, Metazoa, Chordata, Actinopteri, Spariformes, Sparidae. The record is from RefSeq and is a predicted model, not a curated record. Gene Ontology annotation, cellular component: mitochondrion. Bases 165 to 1892 code for a protein of 575 amino acids. Gene Ontology annotation, molecular function: molybdenum ion binding; heme binding; oxidoreductase activity. The transcript is spliced from 5 exons.